AAGUUCAGGAACUCUGCAAUCGGUCAGUAACAUGAGUGUCCUUAAUGACUUGUUCGUGCAAAUUGUACAGUCUGAGGAGAGGAUUCGGGAACGGUUUUCCAUACUGCGGAAAGAUCCCAUCAACUCACUUCUCAGACUCUCUUGUUAUAUCCUGUUAGUAAAUGGUGAAAUCCAGGACUUCCAGCAAAAAUUUCAAGACCUUGCAGAAGAACUGAAAUCAUUGCAGGGCUUGGUUGUGCUUAAAAACCAGCAUUUGGCGGAGAAAGAGCUAGACCUUAGAUGGUUUGGUAUCCGAGGAGUUGUUUCAUCCAAAAAGAGACAAGAGCUAUCAGCAACAGCUGAACAUCUGCGCCAGAAAAAGGAGGAAACAGAAAGAGCAAUUGGCAUUGAAAAGAAAAACUUUGCAAGAGAUGUCACCCAGUUCAUUUCCCUACUUGAGUCUGAUGAUAGAGCAAAGGGAAACCAAUUUUUGGAAGCCACUAUGCAGAUGGAGGAAUUCAACUGCAAAGAACAGAGAUUCCAUCAAGGUUCAUGAGAUUUAAAAGAGGGUUUUAAAUUUCUUGGAUGUGUCAAGAUGCAGAGGGAUAUUGCUUUGGAAAAGUUGUUAGCCCUCUAAAACACCUUUUCAGUUGUUAUAAUUUAACAAUUAAAGGCAAUAAAAUAUUUAUUGGCGUA
Molecule: messenger RNA, 675 nt
Organism: Pocillopora damicornis (cauliflower coral)
Lineage: Eukaryota; Metazoa; Cnidaria; Anthozoa; Scleractinia; Pocilloporidae
Cellular component (GO): cytoplasm
Source: RefSeq, a predicted model, not a curated record